Messenger RNA from Acanthocheilonema viteae, 1344 nucleotides. The record is from the annotation of a GenBank genome assembly. NCBI's taxonomy places the organism in Eukaryota, Metazoa, Nematoda, Chromadorea, Rhabditida, Onchocercidae.
AUGUCUGAACAGGGUGAACAUGGGGAAAAGUUACCGAUUGUAUUGCCGGAGAGCUCACAAUCCGAAGAAAACAUCGCUGAAGAUUCGCCAACGCCAACUGAAGAUUCGCCAACGCUAACUGAAGAUUCGCCAACAUCAACUGAAGAUUCGCCAACCGAAGAUUCGUCUAUCGAUCGUCCUGCAUACCGUCCGAGGUUUCCUAUCUUCCCUCAUGGUGAACCAGAAUCACCGCCUCCGAUAAGUGAUGAACCAGCGUCUUCACCGCAUUUAGUUCGUCCGCGACCAAACUAUUUGCGCCAGAGAGCAACUGUUACCGCUUCAAUUAACAGAGCGAGAAGUGCAGUAUUAGGGACAUCACCGCGCAGUGCUUUUUCACCACGAUCAUUGUCCAUCUUACAAAAUUCUUCAUCUUCAGCACAAUCUGCUUCUCAGAUUUUCAGAGCGCCUACUGUUAUGCCAGCUAACAUCCCCUGUUCCGAUGAUAUUUUUGUGGACCAAGAAAAUGAACCAGCUCCUCUGCCUCAGGUGUCAUUUUUGCCAUUCGGUUAUUUUCCACGUGGUCCCAGACCAUUAAAUGCUGGAGAGCAUCCUUUGUAUCGAUAUAUCAAUAUGGUGGCAGAUUUAUCUCGGCCUGACAACGGCUGGGUCCGGGAUUAUUAUCUGCUUCUUCGUCUAGGAGUACAACGACGUGAACAUAUAGGCCCUGAUUAUAUGAUACAAUCAACGAUGGCUUUAGGAAGGGUUUUGAAUGUUGUAGUGAACAGGCUGAGGGUUAAUCCAAACUUCGAUGACGAUUUUUUGGAUUCCUUACAUCUCGCAUCACGGCAACUUCGACAAAAUGCUAUCAUGUACUAUAAUACUACCAGACAUCCUUUUGAAGUAAGAAAUCAGCAGCAGCAAGAACAGUCGCAGCAGCAGCAACAAGAACAGUCGCAGCAGCAGCAACAAGAACAGUCGCAGCAGCAGCAAGAACAGCCGCAGCAGCAAGACCAGCCGCAGCAGCAAGAACAGCCGCAGCAGCAAGAACAGCCGCAGCAGCAAGAACAGCCGCAGCAGCAAGAACAGCCGCAGCAGAAACAGCAGCAGCAACAGCCGCAGCAGGAACAGCAACAGCAACAGCCGCAGCAGGAACAGCAGCAGCAACAGCCGCAGCAGAAACAGGAGCAGCAACAGCCGCAGCAGGAACAGCAGCAGCAACAGCCGCAGCAGGAACAGCAGCAGCAACAGCCGCAGCAGGAACAGGAGCAGCAACAGCCGCAGCAGGAACAGCAACAGCAACAACCGCAGCAGGAACAGCAGCAGCAACAGCCGCAGCAGGAACAGUCACAGCAGCAAAAGCAGUAA